This is a messenger RNA of Bactrocera latifrons, 5135 nucleotides long. RefSeq lists its product as uncharacterized. Gene Ontology annotation, molecular function: protein dimerization activity; transcription cis-regulatory region binding; nuclear receptor activity. Bases 488 to 4042 code for a protein of 1184 amino acids. Gene Ontology annotation, cellular component: nucleus; aryl hydrocarbon receptor complex. The record is from RefSeq and is a predicted model, not a curated record. Gene Ontology annotation, biological process: regulation of transcription by RNA polymerase II. NCBI's taxonomy places the organism in Eukaryota, Metazoa, Arthropoda, Insecta, Diptera, Tephritidae. The transcript is spliced from 11 exons.
AAAAAAGUAGUGAAAAAUCGCUUGCUAAGCGAAUGUAGCUAAAAGCAGAUUGCAACUGUAGAUAUAUCAAUAAAAAGGCGUCGCAACAAUAACAACAAUAAGCGCUAACAAUACUAAAGCAACUGCUGAAAAAAGCCAGCCUUAGAAGCUGCAAAGUGUAUUGCGUCGCGAGCUUAUCUCUCAAUAAGCAGAAUAAAGUGCAAAAAAAUAAAAAUAAAAAUAAAAACAAAGAAAACACACACAUAAAUUGCCCCAAAGACACAAGAAACAACAAAACAUUGAAUUUGAAGUGUGUGGAAGCAGAUCUUGCGGGAAAGUGCCACUUUGCAAUUGCACCUUUGGCCGUCGUUGAAGCGGUAACAACAGCAAGAGCUGCAGCAGUGGUAGCAGACGCCGCCGYGCCCUUUUAAGAGGCGCUUGGGAUCAGCAGUUACGCAGCKAGAACGCAGUCAAAACGGCGACCAUAACGAAUUCCACGGCGUUAGCGAUGAGCCAACUGGGCACCGUCUACGCGACAAAGCGUAGGCGACGCAAUGGCAAAAGUUUAAAGCCACCGCCCAAGGAUGGCGUCACCAAAAGUAAUCCAUCGAAACGCCAUCGCGAACGUCUCAACGCCGAAUUGGAUUUGCUGGCCUCGCUGCUGCCAUUCGAACAGAAUAUUCUCAGCAAAUUGGAUCGACUGAGCAUUUUAAGGCUGUCUGUUAGUUAUUUAAGAACAAAAAGUUACUUUCAAGUUGUUAUGCAUAAGGAUAAAGAGGAAAAUGGCAUGUUGCCACACAUACACACACACGCACAUGAUGGCUAUCGAACGCGCGAAUUGGGCGCCUUUGAGCAUGGCCUACUCGACGGUGAUAUGUUCCUGCAGGCCUUAAAUGGAUUUCUAAUGAUUCUGACAUGCGAAGGCGAGGUCUUCUUUGCCACGCACAGCAUCGAGAGCUAUUUGGGUUUUCAUCAGUCAGACAUCGUGCAUCAGUCCGUCUACGAACUAGUCCAUUCAGAGGAUCGUGAGGAGCUGCAGCGACAACUAUUGUGGAACUCAUUUCUUCCCGCCGACAUGUCUACCAUACAGCUGGCCGACACAUUGGCGCCCGACAAGGCGCUCUACUUGGAGCGUAGCUUCACCGUGCGUUUUCGCUGCCUGCUCGAUAACACUUCCGGCUUCCUGCGACUGGACAUACGUGGACGCAUCAAGAUACUGCAUGGCCAAAACCGUAAAACCGAAGAGCCACCACUGGCGUUAUUCGCCUAUUGUACACCCUUCGGACCGCCCAGUCUGCUAGAGAUACCGCACAAGGAGAAUAUGUUCAAGUCGAAGCAUAAGUUGGACUUCUCACUUGUCUCCAUGGAUCAGCGUGGUAAACAUGUCUUGGGUUACUCCGAUGCGGAACUAGUCAAUAUGGGCGGCUAUGAUUUGGUGCACUACGACGACUUGGCCUACGUGGCCAGUGCGCAUCAGGAAUUACUGAAAACUGGCGCUUCGGGCAUGAUCGCUUAUCGGUAUCAGAAGAAGAAUGGCGAAUGGCAGUGGCUGCAGACGAGCUCGCGAUUGGUAUACAAAAACUCCAAACCCGACUUUGUGAUCUGCACACAUCGUCAGCUGAUGGAUGAGGAGGGGCACGACCUGCUUGGCAAGCGUACAAUGGACUUCAAAGUGAGCUACUUGGACACCGGUCUCGCGUCCACUUAUUUCUCAGAGGCCGAUCAAUUGGUGGUGCCACCAAGCACCUCACCGAAUGCGUUGCCACCACCAGUGACACCGACGCGGCCAAAUCGACGCUAUAAAACGCAAUUGCGUGACUUCCUCUCCACUUGUCGCACCAAACGUAAGAUGCAACAACAACAACCACAACAGACGUCUUCACUAGGACAGGUCACCUCACCAGCGCCGGUAGUUGAGUAUCUGCCUGAUCCCGCUGUGGCUGUCGCCGCCGCCUAUUCAAAUCUCAAUCCCAUGUAUACCACCUCGCCCUAUGCAACCGCUGCGGAUAACAUCUACAUGGGCACCUCAGUGCACUCGACCAAUUUCUAUCCGGUGACCGAAAAUCUCUUCCAUCAGUAUCGGCUGCAGGGUGUUAGCAGCUACUACACGGACUAUCAUCACACGGGUGCGCCUGCUUCUGCCUAUGUGAACGGUUUUCUGCCCUAUGAUGGCUAUACGAUUGCGCCCAAAGAUGACAAGUGGCAGGAAACGGGGAAAUACUAUAGCGGCUAUAGUAGUGGGUAUGGCAGUCCUACAUCGACGCCACAGCAAGUUCCGCUGAAGACGCCGAAAUCCUCGCCGCACAUCAUGGAGGUGGUGUCAUGCUCAUCGGACGGACCGUCGCCGAUAGAUGGGAGUGCUGCCGCCGCCGCCGCUGCUGCUGCUGCGCAUGCCGCCAGAGUGGGCAACAACACAAAUAUAACGGUGAAUGGAGGCAGCGGUAGCGGUGGCAGCGCUACGCCAAAAGUAGAACUGAGCGCGACACAGCACGAUCCAUAUGAGCGACAAACUGUGCUCAUGUGGGGAUCACAAUCCAGCGGCAUUCCCAUUAAUAGCAUUGGCGGCGGCAGCAGUAGACGUCAUCACAGCAAUGCUGAACGUUCGCCUCAGGCUACCCCGCUGACCAAUGGACUUAGUUACGCUAACAACAAUAACAACAACAACGAAAAUGAAGUGGUAAGUGCCAAAUGGAAUGGCAGUGCCACCGUGAAGGAUGUCAAGAACGCUGCCACACCGGACAGUUAUCAACUGCAGCACGAUGAUUCGGGGCUGUAUUCCUCUUCCUCUCACACCACCUCACCGCAACAGCAGCAACAACAACAGGUAGCGCCCGCAACGCAACAGCAAUUGACGCAACGCCCCAGCGGCAAUUCGGUGGCUGACCAACAGCUCUCCAAUACCACUGCCACACAUUUGACGCACCCACAUACGCAGCAGCAGCAGCAGCACUUGCACACACACAUGCAACACGCAAGCGCCAGUGAUAUGAGCACCCCGACCACUGCUUCUGCCAACAAUCUGCCAUUGCACUCAACGCGCUUAGCGCCGUCAGAUAUCGGCGCGACACCAACAACAGCAGCCGCUGUAGCAGCGGCGGCGGCAGCUGCCUCAGCUGCACAUCAACAUGCACAGUCACAGCACGCAGCGGCGGCGGCAGCACAUCACCAUGCUCAUCAUCAUUCUCACGCGCACGCGCACGCGCACCCGCAUUCCCAUGCACAUGUGGCGCAUGCGCACACUCAUCCUCAUCACCAUGCUCAUCAUCACGCGCACGCGCAUGCCCACGCUGCUCAUGUAGCGGCGAACGGUAGUGAGGUAUUGCUCAACAACCACCACCAACAACAGCAGCAGCAACAAUUGGAACAAUUGGAACUGCAACAACUGAGCUACACCAACCAUUUGCAAACACUACCCGGUUGCAAUUCCACAGCUUCGUCCAGCUCAUCCCCGACGUGCCACUCCCCCACCGCCGCCAGCGGGUCAACAGCGUUAACUAACUCUGCUGCUGCCAACGGUCACAUUGCGCUCCUGAAUGGUGGCGGCAGCAAUGGCAGCGACACAGACAUACCAAGCUCGAGCUCAGCUACGACCGCUACAGUGUCCUCUGCCGCCGCCGCCGCCGCUGCUGCUGCUGCUGCUGCUGCCUACCAUCACCAUCACCAGUUGACAAUCAUAGCACCGAUAGUUAUUACACCAGCAUCGAUGAUGAACGGCGACAGUGCGCUGCCGCUAAGCACCGCUCUGCAGCCCAUACAUGCCAGCGAAGCUAUCACAACAACAGCAGCAUUAAAUGGGCUGGACCACAAUCUAACGCAGCGCGCCGUCACCUCGUCGCAACAGCACGCCGCGCAUCUGCUGUCGCACAGCGCGCUGGCCUACGCGCCCAACGCUGCCACAGCGACGUAUUUGAUUAGCGGCAGCGGUGGUCCAACCGUGCUCGGCGGCGGCGGCGGCACCAGUCAAGGCAGCAUUAUCAGCAACGGUAUUAGUGAUCAUGUUAUGGCCAACGGCAAUCCGCUAUGCUCCUUUUCGGAGGUGACCAACACGCUGCUGAAUCAGUAGGCGGUUUGUCUGCGCUUUUGACCUAGUAUUGCUGGGGAUGAAGAAAGGUAAUUGGUGAAUUGUUAUGAGUAAUGCAUAUUAUAGCAAGAGUACAGUGUCAUGCAAAGUUUAAUGUAGUAUACCAAUACUAACAAACGUUAUGGAAAUUGUCUGCACUGAAGAUGUUGUGGAACGAAGAAUAAUCAUUGUUGAGUUAUAAAAAUUAAAAUAGCGUACCCUCAGCAUAUCAUACAGAUAUAUUAACAGUCAUCUCAAAACUGUUUUAAUCARAUGUGGACUUAGCUCUUCAAACCUGGAUUACCUAUGUUAGCCCAUAUAUUUUUUUGAAACUGCGCUUUGAUUUCAACCUAAUCUACAAAUUUGUUUUCCUAUUACAAAAAACGUGUUUAACAGCCACUUUGAUAUAAACAAAAAUUUAACUGCAAUUUCGAAAACAAAAUUUAAUUAAUUUCAAAACCCCAGAAUUUAUUAUUUUCCAAUUUAUCUAAUUACAAAUUGAGCCAUAAUUCACAAACAGUUUUAUAAAUAAAUCUUUGAAGAUAUAACAAAAUUAUUACUUCUCCUUUAAUUUUGCACCAUUUCUUUAAAAAUGUAAUUUUUCCAAACCAAAAUUAGUCAAAAUGUAUGAAMAGUAAUUCCAAGUGCAGGAAAAUUAAAUAUAUAGCGGCAGAUUAAACACCCAACCAAGUUAAGAAUAUAUAAUAUUUUCUUUGUAAAUGCAUUGAAAUUAUAAACAAGUGAAAUAAAAACCGUUUGCCAAAGUAUAUACUAUCUAAAUCUUCCACCAACACAUUAUUGCACAAUAAAAUUAAUGUAUGCAUUGUUAGAAGCGAAAGAGGUAACAAACAUAAUUUUCGACUGCAUUCCAGCAUUUUCUAACAAAAGGCUUAUGACACGAACUUCGUGAGUCGCUUCAAAAUUUCAAGUAAAUCGGUAGAAUCUGGGCUGCCGUGACUUUCGUUUUGAAGAAGAGAGUUUCGACAAAAACGCAUUUAUAGUUUCUGUACCGGCCGAACCAGUUUUAAUACCGGAUCAGCUAAACACCUAUAUUAUGGAAGAUAAUUUCAAUUUUGAAAAAUCCUCUAGGGAACUC